ACAUUAUCUAUGAUAAAUAGUUUAAAAUCAUGUUUAGGUUAAUGGUCAGUCCAUAGAUAGGUUAGUCAUCAUGAUCUUCAAGAUGCAAUGAUGGCAAUGAUGAUUUUAAGGGAAUGCAAGAUUAUUACAGCAAACAAAAGAUUUCGUACAUGUCGUUUUUUUUGUUAUGGAUCAGAUUUAAAACCUCCAUGGAAAAUUUUAUUUUUCGGUAAUGAUAGUUUUUCUCUUUAUACUCUAAAAAUGUUAAGUGAUGAUCAGAAAUGUAAGCCGCUAGUUAAGAAUUUGGAGGUAGUCACAUCAGUUAAAAUGUGGUCUAAGGAUGUAGUAAAACAGUUCGCUUUAGAACGCAACCUUAAGUAUCACAAAUGGCCUUUAAGGUCUUUAAAGUCCGGUGACUUUGACUUUGGAAUAGUAGUUUCAUUUGGUAAACUGAUACCAGAAAGCGUAAUAAAUAAGUUUUCUUUAGGUAUUUUAAACGUUCAUGCGAGUCUCUUACCAAGGUGGAGAGGAGCUGCCCCAAUUAUUCAUGCCAUUGCUAAUGGUGAUCAAAUGACAGGUGUUACUAUUAUGAAAAUAAAACCAUACCACUUUGAUGUGGGUGAUAUACUUCAUCAGAAAGAAAUUCCUUUGGAACGAGGAAUUAAUGCCAUUCAGUUGCAUAAUAAACUAGGUCAUCUUGGAGCAGAAGCUCUUGCAGAAGUACUUAAUGAUUUAUCACGCUAUGUGAAGUCGGCAAGACCACAGCCAACUGAGAAUGCUACAUAUGCACCUAAAGUGGCACCUGUAAUGUCAUAUAUAAAUUGGGAAACUAUGCCAUCAGAAAAAAUUUGCAAUAUUUCUAGUGCCUUGGUUAAGGUUUAUGAUUUGGUAGCAGUAUGGAAUAAACAGUUGAUAAAACUGUUGGACAUAAAUGAAUAUGGCACACCAGUAAAUGAUGAUGAUUUUGAAAUUGGGGGUGUACAGUAUAAUAAAAACAUUUCUAAACUGUUAGUAAAGUGUCAAGAUGGAAAGUGGAUAAGUGUUGGUGGAGUUAAAAUUGCUGGAAGUAAAGUAAUAUCUGCAACUGAUUUUAACAAUGGUUACCUCAAGAAACAACCCAAAAGUAUGAGAAAGUUUACAUCUUAUGUAGAUAAUUUAUGUAAAAAAUCAUAAUUUACACUUUACUUUUAAUUUAA
This is a messenger RNA of Agrilus planipennis (emerald ash borer), 1175 nucleotides long. RefSeq names its product methionyl-tRNA formyltransferase, mitochondrial. Gene Ontology annotation, molecular function: methionyl-tRNA formyltransferase activity. The record is from RefSeq and is a predicted model, not a curated record. Gene Ontology annotation, biological process: conversion of methionyl-tRNA to N-formyl-methionyl-tRNA; biosynthetic process. The transcript has 5 exons. Gene Ontology annotation, cellular component: mitochondrion. The coding region runs from base 88 to 1152 and encodes 354 amino acids. Lineage: Eukaryota; Metazoa; Arthropoda; Insecta; Coleoptera; Buprestidae.